This is a messenger RNA of Colletotrichum higginsianum IMI 349063, 2340 nucleotides long. Its product is annotated as Catalase/peroxidase HPI. The transcript has 6 exons. The record is from RefSeq and is a predicted model, not a curated record. Lineage: Eukaryota; Fungi; Ascomycota; Sordariomycetes; Glomerellales; Glomerellaceae. Gene Ontology annotation, biological process: cellular response to hydrogen peroxide; hydrogen peroxide catabolic process. Gene Ontology annotation, cellular component: cytosol. Gene Ontology annotation, molecular function: heme binding; catalase activity. The coding region runs from base 1 to 2340 and encodes 779 amino acids.
AUGCACGCCAAACUGUCGAGCUGCCUUUUGGCGGCCUCCGCCCUCCUGCCGGCCGUCGCCGCCGAGGGCUGCCCCUUUGCCAAGCGGGACGGGUCCGUCAGCAGCGAGCUCCCCAAGAGAGAGACCGCCGCGGGCUUCGGCCGCUGCUCUACCAUCAGCAACCAGGCCGGCGGCGGCACCCGCAGCCAGGACUGGUGGCCCUGCCAGCUCCGCCUCGACGUCCUGCGCCAGUUCCAGCCCACGACGAACCCGUACGGCGACGACUUUGACUACACCGAGGCCUUUAACUCUCUUGAUUACGAUGCCCUCAAGAAGGACCUGCACGACCUGAUGACCGACUCCCAGGAGUGGUGGCCUGCCGACUUUGGCCACUACGGCGGUCUCUUCAUCCGCAUGGCCUGGCAUAGCGCCGGCACUUAUCGCGCCAUCGACGGCCGAGGUGGCGGUGGAAUGGGCCAGCAACGAUUCGCUCCACUCAACAGCUGGCCAGACAACCAGAACCUCGACAAGGCGCGCCGCCUGUUGUGGCCUAUCAAGGCAAAGUAUGGCAACAAGAUCUCGUGGGCGGACCUGAUGCUCCUGACGGGCAACGUCGCCCUCGAGUCCAUGGGCUUCACGCCCCUUGGCUUCGCCGCCGGCCGCCCGGACACCUGGCAGGCCGACGAGUCCGUCUACUGGGGCGGCGAGACGACCUUUGUGCCCAACGGCAACGACGUUCGCUACAACGGCAGCACCGACAUCAACGAGCGCGCCGACAAGCUCGAGAAGCCGCUGGGCGCCACCCACAUGGGCCUCAUCUACGUCAACCCCGAAGGCCCCAACGCCAGCUCCGACCCGGCCGCCUCGGCCAAGGAUAUCCGCGUCGCCUUUGACCGCAUGGGCAUGAACGACGAGGAGACUGUCGCCCUGAUUGCCGGCGGCCACGCCUUUGGCAAGACGCACGGAGCCGUUUCUGGUGACAACAUCGGCCCCGAGCCUGAGGCUGCCGACAUUGGCGAGAUGGGUCUCGGAUGGCACAACCGCGUUGGCGACGGCAACGGCGUCAACCAGAUGACCAGCGGACUCGAGGUCACUUGGACCAAGACCCCUACCAAAUGGAGCAACGGUUUCUUGGAGUCUCUCCUGAACAACAAGUGGACCCUUGUCACCAGCCCUGCCGGCGCUCACCAGUGGGAGGCCGUCAACGGCACCCUCGACUACCCGGACCCCUUUGACGCCACCAAGUUCCGCAAGGCCACCAUGCUCACGAGCGACCUGGCCCUGAUCAACGACCCGUCCUACCUCAACAUCACCACCCGCUGGCUCGACCACCCGCAGGAGCUCGCCGACGCCUUCGCCAAGGCCUGGUUCAAGCUCCUCCACCGCGACCUCGGCCCCGUCUCCCGCUACCUCGGCCCCGAGAUCCCCAAGGAGACCUUCGGCUGGCAGGACCCCCUGCCCGCGCGCGAGGGCGACCUGAUCGACGACGCCGACGUCGCCAAGCUCAAGGCCGACAUCCUCGCCGCCCCCGGCCUCGACGUCUCCAAGCUCGCCUCCGUCGCCUGGGCCUCGGCCUCGACCUUCCGCACCUCGGACAAGCGCGGCGGUGCCAACGGCGCCCGCAUCGCCCUCGAGCCCCAGGUCAACUGGGUCUCCAACAACCCCAAGCAGCUGGCCGAGGUCCUCGACGCCCUCAAGAAGAUCCAGUCCGCCUUCAACACCGGCGCCAAGAAGGUCUCCCUCGCCGACCUCAUCGUCCUCGGAGGCAGCGCCGCCGUCGAGAAGGCCGCCAAGGACGCCGGCGUCGCCUCCGCCUCCGUCCCCUUCGUCCCCGGCCGCGUCGACGCCACCCAGGAGCAGACCGACGUCCGCGCCUUCAGCUUCCUCGAGCCCCAGGCCGACGGCUUCCGCAACUACGGCCGCGGCACCGCCCGCGCCCGCACCGAGGAGAUCCUCGUCGACAAGGCCGCCCAGCUGACCCUCACCGCCCCCGAGCUGACCGUCCUCGUCGGCGGCCUCCGCGCCCUCGGCGCCGUCUACGACGGCUCCAACACCGGCGUCCUCACCGCCACCAAGGGCAAGCUGACCAACGACUACUUCAAGAACCUGCUCGACAUCUCCACCACCUGGACCAAGGCCGCCGCCGACGACGCCGAGCUCUGGAAGGGCCUCGACCGCAAGACCAAGGCCGAGAAGUGGACCGCCACCCGCGCCGACCUCGUCUUCGGCUCCCACGCCGAGCUGCGCGCCAUCUCCGAGGUCUACGCCAGCGCCGACGCCAACGACAAGUUCGUCCGCGACUUCAUCGCCGCCUGGACAAAGGUCAUGAACCUCGACCGCUUCGACCUGAAGAAGUACUAA